Gadus chalcogrammus (walleye pollock) is the source of this 3189-nucleotide messenger RNA. Its product is annotated as trafficking kinesin-binding protein 1-like. Gene Ontology annotation, biological process: anterograde axonal transport of mitochondrion; endosome to lysosome transport; neurogenesis. Gene Ontology annotation, cellular component: dendrite. The coding region runs from base 1 to 3189 and encodes 1062 amino acids. Lineage: Eukaryota; Metazoa; Chordata; Actinopteri; Gadiformes; Gadidae. The record is from RefSeq and is a predicted model, not a curated record. Gene Ontology annotation, molecular function: GABA receptor binding. The transcript has 19 exons.
AUGGCUGAGAGAAAGAGAGUGUCCUGGCUGGCCGCCCCGGCCUUCACCCUGCUCCCGGCCCCCGACCCGCCGGACCCCUGCGGCCCCCCGCCUGGGCCCAGCCCCCUCCAGGAGGAGCAGUAUGUGAGCGAGGGGGAGCAGUAUGUGAGCGAGGGGGAGCAGUAUGUGGGCGAGGGGGAGCAGUAUGUGAGCCGGGGGGAGCCGCCGGCCACGGAGCCCCCCGACCUGGCCACGCCCGACUGCAGAGAUGCAGAGACCAUCACAGAUGUGUGUAACAGCACCGACCUGCCAGAGUUUGAGAUCAUCAGCCUGCUGGAGGAGCAGCUGCCCGUGUACCGGCUGCGAGCGGACACGGUGUACGGCUACGACAACGAUGACUGGCUGCACACGCCGCUCAUCGCACCCGACGCACGGCUGGACCUGACGGCCGAGCAGAUCGAGGAGACCCUCAAAUACUUCUUGCUAUGUGCCGACAGAGUGGGCCAGAUGACCAAGACGUACAACGACAUCGAUGCCAUCACACGUCUGCUGGAGGAGAAAGAGAGGGAUUUGGAGUUGGCUGCCCGGAUUGGUCAGUCCCUACUCAAGAAGAACAGAACUCUGACCGAGCACAAUGACUACCUGGAGGAGCAAGUGGGGCACAUCGCAGAGGAGGUGGCCCAGCUGCACCAUGAGCUGAACCUGAAGGAUGAGCUGCUGCAGUUCUACACCCAGGCGGCGGAGGAGGGCGAGGAGGAGCCCGGCGACUCCCCGAGCGGGAGGAGGUGUAAAGUGGGGUCUGCUUCUGGAGGCUUUGGGUCGGACCCGCUGCAGAUGAAACUCAAAGAGCUGGAAGAGGAGAAUCUGUCACUGCGCUCAGAGGCCAGUUACCUCAAGUCGGAGACAGAAACAUAUGAAGAGAAAGAACAGCAGCUGGUCAACGACUGUGUUAAGGAACUCAGGCUGUCAAGCCUCCAGAUCUCCACCAUCGCUGAGGAGCUGGCCAGGAAGACUGAGGAUGCAUCCCGGCAGCAGGAGGAGAUCACCCACCUCCUCUCCCAGAUCGUGGACCUGCAGAAGAAGUCCAAGAUGUUUGCAGUGGAGAACGAAGAGCUCUCUCAGCACUUGAUUGCGGCAAAAGAUGCCCAGAGGCAACUUACAGCUGAGCUCCAGGAGCUGGAGGAGAAGUACCUGGAGUGCAUCGAGAUGCUCCACGAGGCCCAGGAGGAGCUCAAGGACCUCAGGAACCGCAGCUACCCCGCCGGGACCCCCCGCCGCUUCCACCCCCUGGGUCUCUACCCCAUGGACUCCCUGGCUGCUGAGAUCGAGGGGACCAUGAGGAAGGAGAUGAGCCUCGAUGACCCUGAGUGUGAAGAACAGAAGGGCCACCGGCGGCGCGUGUUCCAGACGGUGAAGAACAUCAACCAGACGGUCCGCCAGCGCUCGCCCAUCCCGGGCUCCAACGCCAACAUCCCGGGGUCCAAUCAGACGCAGUCGUCCCGCUCCUCGCCGCUGUCCAGCGGCCCGGCCACGCCUCGCCUGUGCCCGGGGGACAUCACCGGCGAGGGCGUCGGCCUUGACAACCGCGCUCAGAGCAUCCUCAUGGAGGCUGCGUCCAAUCGGGAGAGCUGCGGGGACGGCUCGGGGAAGAAGAGCGCGGGGGCCGAGGACCUGCGGCUGGCCCUGCGGCGCCUGUCCCUGCGGCGGCAGAACAACCUGAGCGAGCGGCGGUUCUUCGAGGAGGAGCGGGAGCAGCGGCGGCGGGGCCACGGCGUGCCCCUGGGCCUGGAGGGCGGGCUCACCCCCUCGGACAGCAUCAUGUCCCUGGGGAGCCUCCAGCUCUGGGCCCACCGGGGGGCCUACCUCCCCGACAAGCUGCAGAUCGUCAAGCCCCUGGAAGGGUCGGCCACGCUGCACCACUGGCAGCAGCUGGCCCAGCCCCACCUGGGGGUGAUCCUGGACGCGCGGCCCGGGGUCAUCCCCAAGGGCUACCGGCCGCUGGAGCUGGAGCUGGAGCAGGCGUUCCCCUGGGGCGGCCUGGAGGAGGACGAGCCCGGGGAGCAGUACUUCCAGAACCUGCCCACCACCUCGCCCACCGCCUCGCCCAUGGUGCCCUGUCCCACCAGCACGGCCCUCGCCCCCGGCCCCGCCGAGGGGGAGGGCCUGACCCCCCUGCCCGGCCCCGGCACCCCCUCCCCGUCGCCGCACCUCGCCAACACGGACCCGCUGGCUGCAUACUACCCAGGGAAGUGCAUGGCGCAUACCAGCUCCACCUACACCUUCACCACCUGCCGGAUCCUGCACCCCACCGACGAGCUGACCCGCGUCACCCCCAGUCUGAUCUCGGGCCCGGCCUCCUCUUCCUGUGUGAUGACCAGCAGCCUGUUGGCCACGCCCAUCGCCACGCCCUGCACCCCACGGCGACUCGGCAUGAUCCCCUCCGAGUCCUCAACCAACCUCAGGGACGCGACCCGCACCACCAGCACCUCCCUGGGACUAGUGCGCCUCCUGCAGGAGAGAGGCAUCUCUGCGGCCAUGUACCACCACCAGAGCCAGGGCCUGGAGCCCCCGCAGGGCAGCGAGGGGCUGCUGUUCAGCACCUCCGUCACCCCCCACCGCGUCCGCCCUUCUACCCCGCCCAACUCCCCCACCCGGUCCCGGGCCGGCGGGAGCGGGGGCUCUGCGGCGGACCCCGGCGGGGGCAGCGGAGAAGAGACGCCGCUGGGCUUCGACUUCAAGGGUCCCCCCUACGACAACUUCCUGACCUCCCGGCCGGCACGCUCCAUCCUGAAGGACGUGGUGGAGGGGGGGUCCCGGGGCCGGCAGCGCGCCUGCGACUGCGAGUGCCAGACGGACGUCAGCGUGUCGGUGCAGCACCUCAACCUGCUGGAUAAGGUCAAGCGGCUGGGCGUGGCCGGGGCGGCGGGGGCCCGGGCGACCAGCCCGGGCCCCAUCCUGGGGGGGCCCCUGGGCGGGCUCCGCCGGUCGGGCUCCCCCUUCGGCCCCGAGGGGAUGCGGAGGAACAGGAGCUACCCGGCGAUGGUCGGGGCCAGCAUGGCCAUGAAGGGCCCGGGGCCCCAGGCGGAGUCGGAGAUCCUGCUGGCCGCCAGUCUGCCGAAGCAGCGGAGCCUGAAGGAGGGCGGCGUCGGCGGGGUCGGCGGGUGGGGCGUGGACCGGUCACCUGGAGCUCCCCCGAGCACGGAGCACUGA